Molecule: messenger RNA, 682 nt
Organism: Moneuplotes crassus
Lineage: Eukaryota; Ciliophora; Spirotrichea; Euplotida; Euplotidae
Source: the annotation of a GenBank genome assembly
AUUUCUAAUAUAAAUAAAAAUGAAGUUAGGUUUUAACUUACCUCCCCUUAAAACUCCUCAAAUUUGUACUGAUACUUCCUUCACAAGAGAUAAGAAGGGCUCCUCCUUUAGAAGCCAGCUCUACAGCACUGGGGAUAUCAGUCCUGGCUUAGCCAAAGAAGAUAGUGGUAAUGACUUCGUGAGCCAAAACAUGCAGGUCUCGGGAGUGGUCGUGGAGCUUCCCGAUGAAUCCUAUAGCAUCGAUCAAAUUUCAGAAGAAGUUCAAGAUGAUAGUAAAGAAGUUCCACCCUCUGCCUUCAAAGAAGAGGUUGGUAACAGGAAGGAGAGAUCACGCAAGAAAUGAGUCAUCAGAGAGAUAUCUCCUACAGAAGUUAAAUCUGCUCUAGCUCCUAGGCACAAAAAUAACCCUAACGAGAUAGAAGAUUUUUCAGCCCUGUUUAAUAAGUCUUUUAUGGGAUUAUCACUUGACUCAGUCUCUGAAGUUGAGAGUGCCAAGGAAGGAACUGUCUUUGCAGACAACUUUGCCUGUGAUAUCAGUAGAAAGACCAUAGUAUGCCCUGACACUCACUUGUCAGUCCAGAACUACAAACUCAAGACUAAUCCUAGUAAAGCAUCCUUUUAACUUUUAAACAACUUAUUAUUAAAGAGACUACCUUCAGCUUGUAUAUUUCUCACUUAAUUG